Messenger RNA from Paracoccidioides lutzii Pb01, 2625 nucleotides. RefSeq lists its product as hypothetical. The transcript has a single exon. The coding region runs from base 1 to 2625 and encodes 874 amino acids. The record is from RefSeq and is a predicted model, not a curated record.
AUGCUCUCUGGGACCCACCGGGGUCUGAGAAACCGGGUGUCAUUCUCUCUAGCUCCUUGCGACCAUGCCGCAUUCUCUCGCAAUGAGCCCUUUUUACCGUUUUUAUACCCGCGCGGGUUCCUUUUUACACUGACCUGGGAGAGGCAUGGGCAGGGCCCAACCUACCCUUUCAUAUCAGGCAGUAAACGGUUAAAUUCAACUUCCUAUCGUUGCAGAUUUGCCAGCGUCACUCUUGAUACCUCGCGCAAAUAUUCUGGGGAAACACAAUCCUCCAUUUCCGAUUCCCCACCAACGGAUUCAAAUCUUGCGCAGCAUGAUAAAUCAAGCGAAGUUGAUAAUGAAAAUUCAUGGAAACCGGGCGGAUACAAACAAGCCGACAGCAAUGGUCUUGGACCAGGUCCUAGUCCUCAUGGUCCGGUCAUCAUUCGAACUGUCCGUUCUGAGCCGUGGUGGAUUAAUAACCCUCCAGGCGGGAGGCGACAAAAAGAAAAUUACGUAUAUGAGAAAUGGAUGGACAUAAUGAACGAGAUCAAGACUUUACCGAAAGCUGCUGCGGACAAACCCCCUCCCGAGUAUGCCAAAACCAUAUACCUCUCUGAAAGAGAUGUUGUUACCUUAACUGGAUACGAGUGGGAGAACUUGUGGUAUGUCAAAACGUUGAGCGGAUGCCGAGUCCAUGUAUUACCACGGGAACAUGAUUCCGAAGAUUCGAUGCGCAAAAUCGUACUCACGGGUUCUCGGGAGGCUGUUAAAUUGACUGAGGAGGAAAUUCGGGCGGAAAUCCAAGCGUCUUAUGAUUUUGGGAAUUCUCCUGACUCUUUACCCCCUUUUGUGUUUGGACACGAGUGGAAGGGGAAGCAAGAUAUGGAUAUCCCAAGGAUACGGUCUGUCUGGACACGCGGAGAGCGGUUGAUGUCUGACGGGGAAAGAUCUAGGAAUCCGAUCCGGGCAGAUGAAAUACGAAUACCGCAGCAGUGGACUAUUAAAAGUUUUGGCGACUAUGUCGAACGGAUAGUCAAUCUGGCCUUCUCAAGCCCUGUCCAUCGUCAGAUAUAUCAAAAUGGGACUCGAAAUCGAGACGUUAUUAUGGGAAUUAUCCGCGAUUUGUUUACUGAUUCCAAGUUAGGACAGUUCCUGUCUACCCGAGCGGUGAAUUUAGCCAUAUUCUUCUGCUAUCGAUACCCUGACUUUUUACCAGACCUUUUACAGCUAUUUCCUAGAUAUGAGCAUCUGAUGACCACAAGGACUUUCAAUGCACUCCUGAAGGGUUGUUCGAGAAACCAUGACCUGGAGAGAUUUCGUUAUAUCAUCACAUUGAUGAAACGGUUUAGGGUUAGACCGAAUGGUAUGGAAUGGGUGACUUUCGUCGAAACAAUCUUAUCCUCAUCAAUCAAGCAAAAAGUGGUCGCGAGCCUGCGCAACGAUGGACUUUUGAAUGACCAGACUAUCCUCCGUCUUCUCAUAUAUGAGAUCAUUCCUGUUUCCUUCAGAUCUCAUCUGGAUAGCGGCCAAACAGCCCAAGAUUAUUUUGAAGUCAUGGAUAGGAGAUAUGGACAUGACUGGAUGUGUACUGAUAUGGUCAACAGAAUGCUGAGAGUGACGAGAUGCAACAAGGAUGUUGAUGCAGCUCAUCAGAUUAUACGGCGCUCUAAGGAACGGCAUAUACAACUGGAUACGCAGUGCAUGAACUUUUGCCUCGCCUUGUACCUUAACAAGGGCUGGUACCCUCAGGGACUCUCCUUCUAUUUGGACUUUGUCAAUGACUUCCCAAAUGUAGCAGUAAAUAACGAAACUGUCCGCAUUCUUUUUAGCCUAGCCUGGAAAGCUAAAUAUUAUAACACCUGCCGGGUUGUUUGGAGAUAUUCCUGCCUCUUGGGCCUAGCAAGCUCGAACAUGAGACAUCUGGUUUUGUCCUCCCUUCUCCGAAACACCAUCCAUGACCCCGAAAACUACCACCAAGACUGGCACAAGAAAGUUGGUAAGGUCGUUGUCGGGAUCGAAACCAGCGUUGCCGAUAUUGGCACGCGCUUUGACUCUCGUGAUACUGAUGGAUCAACCGAACCUGAUCAACCUCUGUUGGAUGACAACAGCAGCCUCGUGUCAUUGCUGGUAGAUUAUCAACCCAACGGCGAAUUACGGGAUAAGCAGCGGGAACUUGCGAUGAAUGCCAUCGACAGGGAUGCUAGGGCGACGUGGAGCUUUAAGCCUCAGGCAACAUUCGAGUAUAUGAUGUGGCAGGCUCAUGAGAUGGAUAUAGCGUGGCAAUCGACUCCGGGCUCUGCAGACAUGUCUGUUGAUGAACUGGUUCGGAGAGCAAUUGAUGUCCCCGUAGUUAAAAGGCUGAUGGCCGGUAAGUGGAAGAAAAGCCAGGUCUCUGGUAAAAGGGAUGAAAUUGGGGAGGUUUGGGGGGAAGGACAUGAACAAGAUAAAUACAGUGAGGAAGAAAGAGAAUAUGGGAUGGGAGAAUCUGGUUUACAUGCCAAAUCUGCCAGGGCACAGGGGGAGACUAAGGAGAUAAGAUCAACGCGGAGUGGAAAUACGAUUUCGGUGGAGGAGGUUCGGGAUUUUUUGGAAAGACGGGGAAUAUCGUGGACAGGAGGGGAGAAGUCUUCGAAGGGAAGGUAG